AUGGAGAUCGCAGAGCAUUCGGAGGAAGAGCUGGGACUGGUCGAGGGUGACCCGGGGGACAGCGCCAUUGAGGACCCGGAGCUGGAAGCGAUCAAAGCCCUAGUCAGGGAGGUGGAGGAGGAAGCUGAGAAGCUAAAAGAGCUGCAGAAUGAGGAUGGCUUCACACCACUUUUAAUUGCUGUCCAUGAAAAUAGAGAGAAGAUGGUGGAAUUUUUAAUUGUGAACAAAGCAGAUAUUUAUGCAGUGGAUAACAUGAAUAGAACAACCCUCAUGUUAGCCCAACAGAAUAGAUCAACCAGAAUAGUCAAUCUUCUUCUGGAACAGAAGAUUGAUGUAUCUCACCAAGAUAGCCCUGGAUGUCCUGCAGAGAAGAAACAUCACCAGCUUAUUUUGGAUUAUAAAGAAAAACAAAGCUAUGAAAUGCUUAAAAAGAGAGAUCCAGGAGGUGAAAGUCCUGAACUCAAUACAAGAAGGUUUUGGAACAAACUUGAUGUUGCUGACGUAUUGACUGCUUUGGAUGCACAAGACUUCAGUUUAAAUACCAUGGAAGGACCAUCGACUUCAGCUGGUGUACAUAAUGAAGAUGGUAUUGCUGGCUUUCACAGUGCUCAAAAAGAACAAAGAGAUAAAGGCAGAAUAAAUUCUGUUCAUGGCUUGCACAAAAAUCAUCCAGAUGAUAUGAAAAUCUUAGGAGCUGAAGAUGAAGUUCUAGAAUCAACUUUGGAUCCUGAGAAACACACUUCCUUGUCAGCUACUGGAGAGAGUGAAGAUUUUGCUAUCAUUGAAAGUGCUCAGAGUCAGAAAACCAGUCAAGAGGAAUCAAAUUUCCAUUAUGUGUCUGCCAGCAAUACUAGUGAUAUGGUGUCUCCCAUUGAAUCUGAUUUUCAAGAUGUAUCUUGGGAUUCUCAGAAAAGCUUCUCUCCAUCACCAAAUGAAAAAGUUAUUACUGUCAUUCCAUGUGCUGCAAGAGAAGAAACAAAUGAAAACUCAUUAACUGAUAUUUCUGGAGUCCAUAAAGAAAAUACAAGUGGAGAAGAACAUAAAGCUAUAAAAUCUGCUUUGGAAUCUGAGGUUGAUAUUUCAGAAGAGGAAUUAGGAGAGAAGGCUGAAAACGAAAUUGAACAAGCAGCAAAAGAAUCUCAAGAUGCAGAUCUUACACCUGAGAAAAAAUCUUUGGAAUCAGAAGCUCAAAUGCGAAAAGGAAAACAAAGAAUAAUUAGACUGAAUAGACAAAAGGCACUUCUUCUUGAAGCCCAGGAAAAAGGAAUCUUAAUUGAAAACCUAUUGCCUGAGGAGAUUGCUUCGUUAUCAAGAAGUGACUCUCAAACUAAGCAGCCUGAAGCUACUAAAAAGGAGAGUCUCAAAAGCGUUGAUAAGAGAAGAUUACUAUCACCCAUAGUCAAGAAGUCGUGUGAUUAUCAUGGAAUUAAGAAUUAUACAAGCAUGGAACCAGAAUCAGAGCAAGUCAUUUCUUCUCCAGUGCAUAAUGCCAUAGAAGCAACACCAAAAGAGAAGGAAAAACUUGAUGGAAGUGAAAACAACCAGCUGCAGGCAUGGCUGAUUCUGAGGCCAGAGCAAGCAGUUGAUUUGUUAGUGACAGAUUAUGUGAAUCGAAGUAUCACCAGUUGA
This is a messenger RNA of Lepus europaeus (European hare), 1629 nucleotides long. Its product is annotated as POTE ankyrin domain family member B-like. The record is from RefSeq and is a predicted model, not a curated record. The transcript has 18 exons. NCBI's taxonomy places the organism in Eukaryota, Metazoa, Chordata, Mammalia, Lagomorpha, Leporidae. Gene Ontology annotation, molecular function: protein binding. The coding region runs from base 1 to 1629 and encodes 542 amino acids.